Adineta ricciae is the source of this 498-nucleotide messenger RNA. The record is from the annotation of a GenBank genome assembly. NCBI's taxonomy places the organism in Eukaryota, Metazoa, Rotifera, Eurotatoria, Adinetida, Adinetidae.
AUGCUACGCAAAAACUAUCAAUGUCAACUGCUUGCCGAUAUUACUUUUGCAUGUUUUACAACGAUUGUUCCCAUUGUGUUGAUGUUCAUUUUUGGUUUAUUAACGAUUUUCAAUGUUCAGCAAAGUCAACGUCGUAUAUUACAGGUCCCAACGAUUGAAGAUCGUCUUAAGGUGGUAAAUGGGAAUGAAUUAUCAAAUCAAACGAAAAAAGGUGAUCGCAGUUUAUUUCGAAUGUUAUGUGUUCAAAUUUUUAUCUUCGGAAUUUUAACACUACCUCAAGCAAUUCAAAGAUUGUAUGCAGUUACUGUUCAUCCUUCUUAUUCACAACUACAAUCUACAAUUGAUAUGUUUAUUUACAAUAUCGUCCUUUUAUUAACUUAUUUAGCUAGUGCAAUGCAAUUCUAUAUCCUUACGUUAACCGGAGGAAAGCUUUUUCGACAAGCAUUGACUGAUUUACUUCGGUCUAUUUUUACUCUGAGAGGUUUAUGUUGUCAAUGA